Molecule: messenger RNA, 381 nt
Organism: Staurois parvus
Lineage: Eukaryota; Metazoa; Chordata; Amphibia; Anura; Ranidae
Source: the annotation of a GenBank genome assembly
AUGAUGACAUACACCGUCCAGCCUGUGCAGAUGGAAAAUACAUAUCAGUUAGGCCCCACGAGACGCUUUCCUGUAGCCACAGUGAACAAUAUUCUGAAGGACGUCCUGACCAGUUAUCUUCAGGAGGAGAAGUAUGAAGCCGAGUUAUGUAGACAAAUGACAAAGACCAUUUCAGAGGUAGUUAAAGCCAGAGUAAAGGACUUGAUGAUCCCGCGAUAUAAAACAAUCGUCCUCAUCUACAUCGGACAGCUGAACGAUCAGGGCAUGCGGGUUGGCAGCCGGUGUAUAUGGGACCCAGCUAACGACACCUUUUCCUCCUACACCUUUAAGAACAGCUCCUUGUUUGCUCUGGCUAAUGUCUAUGCCGUGUACUAUGAGUAG